GCGGCUCGCUCCCGCGGAGGAGUGGGACCUCCUGACAGUUGGACGAUCUUCAGCGUGUCAACAUUAGAGAAAUGAACAGCAGACAGGUCUAAACGCGCUAACUACCGCGUGUGUCAGCGGCCUCUUUAGGUGAACACCUCGAGGAGCAGCGCAGACGGCCGGCUGGUGAGGAAAUUUAUCUUUAAAAAAGAACCGUAAUUAGCAGCAGCAGCGGCGGCAGCAGGAGGAGGAGGAAUAGGAGGAGUCCUAAAUCUGAUAUGCUGAUAGAGGAGUAUCAACCCCACUGAUGGAAACCCAGAGUAAGAGCUCUGGGGACGAUGGCAGCGGCGGCGAGCGAGGACUGCUCCACUCUUGGAAGGGCUACUCUUACAGCGUCACCCCAGAGAGGCUGCUCCUCCCCCGGCCGGUCCUCCAGGUUGCUCUGGGUUCGCAGCAUGGCGUUCUCCUGGUGGAAGGGGGACAGGUGUACAGCUUCGGCGAGUUGCCGUGGAAGCAGAGUCAAGUGCCAGAGCCAACCAAACCGACCCUGGAGAGCGCGCUCAGUGGGCAGCGGGUGGUCACAGUGGCAGCCGGAAGCUUUCACAGCGGGGCAGUGACGGAGGAUGGCGGCAUCCACAUGUGGGGGGAGAACAGUGCGGGACAGUGUGGCUUGUCGGGCCUCAGCACUGUUCCCAACCCGACUCCCGUCGCGCUGCAGGACUUGGACACUGUCACUGUCCCCCCGCAGAUGGCGCCAGUGCUGGAGCUGGCUUGUGGGGAGAAGCACACCCUGGCUCUGUCGGUGCAGCGUGAGGUGUGGGCGUGGGGCAGCGGUUGCCAGCUGGGCCUCAACGCCGCCGUCUUCCCUGUGUGGAAGCCUCAGAAGGUGGAGCACCUGGCGGGUCGGUAUGUUUUACAGGUGGCCUGCGGGGCAUCUCACAGCCUCGCUCUGGUGCGCUGCCUGGGGUCUUACGAUGGCCACCGGCCUCAUGUGGACAAAUGUGGGAGGUGUAACGAACUGCUCUACACCAUGACAGACAAAGAGGACCACGUCAUCAUCUCUGACAGCCACUACUGCCCGCUUGGCGUGGAGCUGACCGAGGAUGACGGCAAGCUGGAGGCUCCCACUCCCACCACAGGUCUCAAAACAUCCCCAUCAGAGCCUGUCCUCCCUUCCUACACCUCAAAGUCAGAGUCCCUGGCAGCGACUACAGAUGCUGACCCCACCUCUGACCCCUCCCAACCUCAGGCCUCUGAGGAAGGGAAAGCAUCUUUGGUUAAUGGGGUGCUCCAGGCCUCAGACUCAGACACCUCGGCUCUAUCUGGAGGUGAGAGUGAUGCUGUUGCCGGGGCCAAGAGCUCACCGUAUCCAGACGAGCAAGCCGUGAAGGACUACCUGAAGAAGCUGUCCGACAACACGCAGACGGACACAAAGGCGAGCGGAGGGCUGAACGCUCUGCUGCCCUCACCUGGAGGACUGAUCUCCUCCACGCCCACCUCGGCACUCAACAACCUGGUUGCCUCCUGCGCCUCUGCAGUGGGCGAGCGGGUGGCCUCCACCUACGAGGCCCUGUCCCUGAAAAAGAUGAUGAACUUCUACCUCCCCUCAGGGGCCUCGCGGUCAGGAGGAUCCCCUGGAGUGGUCGAUAACUCUGCUGAGCGUGUCCGCCAGGAGGACUCUAUGCAGGGGAAGAAGAGCUCCAGCACAGGGGACAUCCGUGAAGAGGAGGCAGAGGGUCUGCGGCGCCGCCUAUCACUGCCAGGGCUGCUCUCACAGGGUAGAUACGCUGUUCACCUCUUAUCCUCCUCCUAUGGCCUGUUGCUGUCACCGCGACUGCUAAGGAAAGCCGGUCGUCCCAAAAUGCGAGCUGUCGCCCUCACCCCUCUGGGAGGGGCCGUCCCCGAGGACCAUCAGGUGCUGCCCACCCUGCAGACAGAGGUGUGGAGCUGGGGCCAUGGCGAGCACGGGCAGCUGGGACACGGAGACAACCUGGCCAGACUGCAGCCGCUCUGCAUCAAGAGUCUGAACAACAAGGAGGUGGUGCGGGUGGCGGCCGGCGCUCACCAUUCCCUCGCGCUGACGGCUCAGUCUCAGGUGUUUUCAUGGGGCAGUAACAGCUCCGGUCAGCUGGGACACAUGGAGUCACCGAGCACCGUCCCCCGCCUCGCCAAGCUGUCAGAGGGGAUCCGAGUGUGGGACGUGAGCGCGGGAGAGAGGCACACCCUGCUGCUCGCAGAUGGAGACUGCAUCCAGCCCAUCAUUUACUACAGCGGGCAGCAGGUGAAGGAGGGUGAGGAGGAGGGGGGUAAUGAGAAGGCGCUCCAUCAGCAGGGAGGAGGAGAGGAGGAAGAGGAGGAGCAGGCGGGGGGCUACACCCAGCAGCCUGUUUUGCUGCCCUUCUGCAUGAAUCUUGGUUAUGUGAGCAGUGUGUUCGCGGGUGGGCGGCGGUGCGUGGCGCUCUCUGACAGGAAUGUGAUGGGCUUCAUCGCCAGCCUCCACGAGCUCGCGUCAGCUGAGAGGAGGUUUUACUGCAAGCUGUGUAAUGUCAAGUCUCAGAUCUUACGCCCCCUGCUGGAGCUGGAGUCUCUGAGCUCGGCCCUCGGGCAGGUCAUCUUCGGCCUCCUGCAGACGCUGGCGAGCAGGUUUGGCCGGCUGUGUCACCUGACUGGGCAGCACGCCACCAGCCUCACUGCCAACCUGCGGCGUGGUCGUGAGGUCAAAAGCCUUCUCAUCCUGGAGCACACCAGUAUUUUCCUCGACUGUUACCAUGAUUACUGCAGCGCCGUCGGAAACUUCCAGGUGAUGGGAGGCUUCCAGGCUCUGACCAAACCAUCCGUAGACUUGUUUGGGAAAAGUCCGGAGCUGCUCCAGAAGCUGUCAGAGUGCAGCGAGGAGAACCUCACCACGGCCGACCUCCUGGUGGUGCUCUUCUACCUCCCUUCACGCCACCUUCACGAAUACAGCCGGCUGCUGCUCAAACUGGCCACCUGCUUCGAAGUGGUAGGUGGAAGAAACACGAGCAGCAGCGCAUGUGACCUCAAAUGUUCCACUGAGUACCAGAAGCUUCAGGACAGCUGCUCUAAGUUUGAAGCUUCAGUCCUGCAACUGAAGCGAAAAAAGAAAGAGGCCGACUACACCGUUCACUUCUGGAAGAUCUUUCCUGGAAAAAUGACGGACUCUCUGCGGAAGCCUUACCGGCGGCUGAUCUGCGAGAGCAGCAACAAAAGUCUGACCCUACAGAAUGCCGGCAGGUUCUCCGUCAACUGGUUCAUCCUGUUCAACGAUGUUUUGGUCCACGCACAGGGCGUGGCGCCUUGUAAAAAUCUUUUCUCCACCCAUCACAUCUUCCCUUUGGCCACGCUGUGGGUGGAGCCGAUCCCAGAGGAGGACACGGGCCUGUAUGGGUUAAAGGUGAUCACUCCUGAGGAGACGCUCACCCUGCUCGCCUCGUCUCCCAUGGAGAAGGCCAAGUGGCUUCGCUCCAUCAACCAGGCGGUGGACAAGGCCCUGAGCGGAAAGGGACAGGACGCGGCGUCAGGCAGCUCGGUGCAGAAGUUGGAGCCUCCCAUCUCCAGAACGGCUUCGUACACGUUUUAUAAGGAGGGGCGACUGAAGGAUGCGACAUAUGAUGGUCGCUGGCUGUCUGGAAAGCCCAAUGGCAGAGGUGUUUUGAAAUGGCCUGAUGGGAGAAUAUAUACUGGGGCAUUCAAGAAUGGACUAGAAGAUGGCUUUGGUGAGUUUGUGGCCCCCAAUAAGACGCUGAACAAGAACGACCACUAUCAAGGUUACUGGAAGGAUGGCAAGAUGCACGGCCUGGGCACAUACAGGUAUGCCAGCGGUGAAGUUUAUGACGGGUCCUUUCAGGAGGGCGUGCGGCACGGUCACGGCAUGCUGCGCAGUGGCAAGCUGAAUACCUCGUCCCCCAGCGUCUUCAUUGGCCAGUGGCUGCAGGACAAGAAGACCGGCUAUGGAGUGUUUGACGAUAUCACCAAAGGAGAGAAGUACAUGGGCAUGUGGCAGGACCAUCAGCGGCAGGGCACCGGAGUGGUGGUCACCCAGUUUGGCCUGUACUAUGAAGGAGCUUUUAAAGACAACAAGAUGAUGGGCACCGGUGUCCUUCUGUCAGAGGACGACACGACGUACGAGGGCGAAUUCUCAGAUGACUGGACCCUCAGUGGAAAGGGCGUGCUGACCAUGGCCAAUGGUGACUACCUGGAGGGCUCCUUCAAUGGCGAAUGGGGCUCUGGUCUCAAAGUGACGGGCUCCUACUUUAAACCACACCUGUUCGACACCGAGAAGGACAAGACCCAAGCCAUGAAGCUGGGUCGUCUGUGUGUGUGCGCCGAGGAUAAGUGGCAGGCGGUUUUUGAGGAGUGUUGGAGUCAGCUGGGAUGUGAGGCUCCAGGCCAAGGGGAGCCCGAAAAGGCCUGGGAGAACAUUGCUGUGGCCCUCACCACCAGCCGGCGACACAUCCUGGACAGUCCAGAGAUUUUGUCUCGAUCUCACAACAAAACGCUGGAGAGUCUGGAAGUCAUCCCACAGCACGUAGGGCCGAUCACCAUGGAGAGAUACAACGCCAUCCGCCUCUACCUAAUCAAGGCGUGUGACACUCCGCUGCACCCUCUGGGUCGGCUGCUGGAGACCCUGGUGGCGGUCUACAGGAUGACCUACGUGGGUGUCGGCGCCAACCGUCGGCUCCUGCAUCAGGCCGUCAGCGAGAUUAAGUCUUACCUCAACCGCAUCUUCCUGAUUGUCAGAUUUCUAUUCCCAGACCUGCCAGAAGAGGGCGGUCUAAUCCCAGAGCCGACCACCGACCUGCAGGAGAAGAAUGAGCCCGAUUCCACUGAUGCCCCGCCGGAGUCGCCCAAACCUGCCCGCGUGGUGAGCAGCUCGGCUCUGCUGCUUCCUGUCCUUCUGCCCCGUCUCUACCCACCGCUCUUCACCCUCUAUGCCCUGGACAAGGAGAGAGAGGACGACGUGUACUGGGAGUGCGUCCUGCGUCUCAACAAGCAGCCCGACCUCGCCCUGCUCGCCUUCCUGGGCGUCCAGCAAAAGUUUUGGCCCGUUUCCAUCCGGACAUCUUUGCCUGCGCCGGGCGAGAAGCAACAGGUCAUCUCCAGCACCAAAGACGCCUGCUUUGCUUCUGCAGUGGAAACACUACAGCAGAUCAGCACAACUUUCACGCCAUCAGACAAGCUGCAGGUGAUCCAGCUAACUUUUGAGGAGAUCACACAGGAAGUCCAGGCGCUUCUGAACCAGGACUUCCUGUGGUCCAUGGACGACCUCUUCCCCGUCUUCCUCUAUGUGGUACUACGAGCGCGUAUCAGGAACCUCGGUUCUGAGGUCAGUCUGAUCGAAGACCUGAUGGACCUCUGCGUCCAGCACGGAGAACACGGCAUCAUGUUCACCACCCUCAAGGCCUGCUACUACCAGAUCCAGCAUGAGAAGAUCACUUAAGACGAGACCGCUGCUACGUCCUCGGUGACCUUCAUGCUGCUGCUCCUCCACUCCCCUCCUCUCAACUCCAGUAGCCAGGCAUGAGGAUGACUGACAGGGAGGAGGAGGGGUCAUAAGAACAGGUCGUCGAAUGCUGCUUGGACACAUCCCGUCACAGACCCUCCCUCCCUGAAACACUCAUCAUCCACAGGUGAUGAAGGUAGAAAUGUGGCCGUGAUGACAGACACAAGCACAGUCGCACCAUCCAUGUGGGUGGAGUUGGGAAAUAAAGAUGACUGUUGUUAAAUCACCUUCAGCAGGGAGGGAGUGCAAAGUUUGUCUGUGGGAUACCGGACCUCAUUUUUUUUCUCCUUAAAAUUUUUAAUGUUUAAAAAAAAACAGUAAAUCUGGAAACAUGAAUUAUUUUCAGUGAAAGCAACACGAAGAGGAAGUACCUCCAUAAACUGUGGAUUCAUGAACUUUAUAAUCUGAGAUGGAUGCCUACAGUUAGUGGCUGUUAUGCACUGCAGGGGGGGAGACGGUCCUGAAGGAAUUUUUUUUUUUUUUUUUUUUUUUUUUUUUUUUUUUUUUUUUUUUGCAAGUAAAACUGACACUCGUUCAAAGUUUCUUUAGAGAGAAUUUAUCUGGCCGAGCUGACAGCCCCUUUUCAUACUGUAUUUAAAGAAAGAACGUGUUACAGCAUCAGUGAACGGACCCAAAUCUAAACAGUUGCUUAUAAAGAUUUUUUUAUUUCUUCAUUUGAAGCACAAGCUUCGGCCGGAUUGUUGACUUGAAAGCGUACUCACACGUCCUCUGAACACAACCUCAGACUGUUACGUUUAAAAUGCGUAUCCUUCCUCUGGCCUUUAGUGCCUACAUUAUUUUGGUGUCUGUUUUUUGGGGGGGAUAUCAGCUGUAGAGAUGCUCAACUUGUGGUGCUCAAAGCAGCAAAGCAAAUGCGUUUAAAUAUCUUGUAAGUAAGACUGAAAAACCUUUUGUUUCACCUCAUCUCGCCUCGCAUCACUGUCACUCACAGCAGCUGCUGACUUGAUGAGGAUUUAGUCGCUUUUCAUGCCAUUUAGCAGCUUUUUCUCUCUUUUUCCUGCUGCAAGCACAGCGUGCUCCUUCUGAGUGAGCAAGCCGUGAGGUUUCACAGAGCGGCAGCUGGGGCGCACAGUGUGAUAAGCAACACUUUCCCACAGUUCUAAAGCACAAAAAGUGGUAUCUAAUGUAAAAUCAAAAGCGACUUCACCACCACUUUGGAGUCUUUGGCUCAAUUAGAGAAGCAAAUUUGCGAUCAUGUGGGUCUUUACCUCUCUGUGAUCUGAAAAUACCUGAACUCCUUUUCUGACAUAUCAUUAAAAAAGAUGCUGAAAAGACUUUCUGGAAAAAGCUUAAUUUACUUCCUGCUUCUGCUAACACCAGCAUGUUACUGGUUACAGAGCCGUCACUUUAAUCGCCUACACAACAGGUUCUGUUACCAUUAACGAGGCUCCAGAAACGAUGUCUAUUUUUAGAAAUCAUGAUCUGGUUAUUUUUAAAAAAAGGUGGAACUAUUUUCUUUGACCACCUGCAGACCGAACAAGCUAACAUUAGAGCUCAGCCAAGCGGCCGCCGUCCAUGUUUAUAUCCCGUCACAUGAUGCUUCUUUCUGCACAGGGAUCCAUUUCCAGGUGUACUGGGAGCAGUGGUGGUUGGAAGAACAUAGUUCCUGUAGUCUAGAAAUUGAUGAUGAGUUUUCAAGACUUUUCUUAAUGCCUUGAGCACCACAAGGCGUGCAGUGCCACCUGGUUUAUUGUUUUAUGUUCGUAAGAUUAAAGAGAAGACUCAUACCUUCAGAGGAAACAAUAAUAAACAACCAGCACUGCAGGCCAGAGGAAAAAUGUUUGUUUUUUUUGUUUGUUUGUUUUUUUAAGAUGAGCUAUUCAUUAUUCAGUCCACAGAAAUGUCUUUUCAUUGACAGCGUUUUGCAGGAGGUGUCUUUGGUUUGUAUUUCUGAGCCCAGUGUUCACACAGACAGUUUUACCACACAGCAAGGAGGUGGUAGGAGGUGGAAAUUUGGCGCUUUUGGAGAACCUGUGUUGCUCUUUAUUACAGUCUUAUUACACACUAAUAAAAUAACUCUUUGAAUCUUUAAUCUUAGGAGUUGAGGACAAGAUGUGGGGGGGGGGGGGUUGUUGUUGUUUUUUUUUUUUUAAAUGUUAUUCCCAAAAAAGCUGAAAAUUCCUUCUACUUUUUAGAGAUAAAAGUUUUGUUGUGUUGUUUUGUUUUGUUUUGUUUUUUUUACAGUAUAAUGACCGUUGUGCAAUUCACUUACGUUGUAUUAGUGCUACCUAACAGCUUGUUUCCAUUCUUUCUUGCCACCUGUGAAGCUUUCUCGUUCAUCACUGCUUCAUUUUGAGCAACUAGCCAUCCACUUGCUCACUCUGCGGUUACACUGAGAUAAAAAUCUUUUUAGCUUUAUGCAAAUCAGCAGUGUCUGUAACCUUUACCUAAUGUGAAGACAUAUUUAGCAUCUCCUUUGUUCGUUUCUUGUUUGAAAUGUUUGCAGAAACUCAUUUUGCUGGAUUGUUUGUAGAAAUCGUCCUUUAGCAGCAUGCAGAGACUUUUGACUUGUAUGCUGCAGGAAGCUGCAAAUAUCCUGACAGUGUUUCUAUUAAUCACAUGGAGGCAGGUCACACAGCCAAGGAAGGAAACUAACCACCAGCUAAAGGUCUAAGCCUCACUGAUCUGCAAAAUAAUCAAUGCAAGCGGUCCAAUGUGAAUUCUGAUUUAAUCAAAAGAAGAACAGAAAUGUGCAUUUUGCCUUUUGCGAGUGAUGUCUGAGCCGAGAAGCGGGCAGCUUUAAUGUUGCUGUUAUAGAUAUAAUAGAGUUCAAAGCUCCACACCAUCUGCUAAUGCUGCUCCUUUUUCCCCCCCAACCAUCAGGCACUGUUGCUUACUUGUGAUCUGCGUCACACAUGCCACUUUAAAAAAGGGAUUAAGAGGGGAUUCUUUCUUUUGUUGCUGUUCAUGCCCUGGUCUGAUAGUUUCGACAAUAGAAAAGGCAGUAGAUCAGAGGUGAAGCCGCUGCUCUCGCCCUGCAGGAUAUUCGAAAAUCAAGCAGAAAAUUGUUUGUCAGAGGUUGUAAAAUUUAAACCUGCUCAUGUGAACUUCUUAUACUGUUGAACCUAAACUGAUAUGUGGUGAUGUUGCUGCUUGUAUCUGAGGUAAAGUGUUGUCCCCACACGUGCAGUAAAAAUCAUUUUAUAAUCUUCCGUCUGUGUUCAUGAGCCCAAAUGUGCCCGAUCCUCGUGGAAAUGAAGCAGUAUUGUCUUUUUUUCCCCCCCGAGUUCACUGAGUUCAUCCCUAGAAUGCAUCCUACAUACUUUAGCCUUUGGGUUUAACAUUUAUUUGAUGUUUAAGCCAGGUUCUGUUCUUAUUUCACUGACUAGAGAAGGCGCCCUCGGGUGUUCCUCAGCAUCAUCUCUUGUAUAUUUUAUUUAGCUUAAAAUUGAAGGCUGACAUGAUUCACUGCUGGCUAUGAAAACUGUUUUUCCUGACAGCGACGCGGCUGACUUUGAAACCAGAUUAUUGAUGAUGUGGUUGUUCGCACACUGACUGACUUUAUUCAGUCCAGACUGAGUAUUUUUGUGCUGAGUGUAAACUGAAGGAAGCGCUGAUGUUUUAAAUCCUGCAACUGGUUAAGCAACUGCACCUCACUGUGUGUAACAACGGCUGUUUGUCAAUGGAGUUUGGUGUUUCCUCGCUGUCUCGAGGCCCACCUGUGUCUUUUGCACGAUGUCAAACUUGUUGUACUUUUAGUUGAUAACAAAGGGCAAUAAAAUAAUUUUGGUGGAGAUCCAC
Messenger RNA from Oreochromis niloticus (Nile tilapia), 9262 nucleotides. RefSeq names its product alsin Rho guanine nucleotide exchange factor ALS2 b (gene als2b). Gene Ontology annotation, cellular component: intracellular membrane-bounded organelle; cytoplasm; dendrite. The record is from RefSeq and is a predicted model, not a curated record. Gene Ontology annotation, molecular function: guanyl-nucleotide exchange factor activity; small GTPase binding. Gene Ontology annotation, biological process: endosomal transport; regulation of GTPase activity. The transcript is spliced from 35 exons. NCBI's taxonomy places the organism in Eukaryota, Metazoa, Chordata, Actinopteri, Cichliformes, Cichlidae. Bases 287 to 5437 code for a protein of 1716 amino acids.